GUGAAGCAUUAUUGUGUUUCCUUUAAAUGUGGUCUGCGGCUGCAGGGCCGAUUGGAAUUUCAGUAAUGCAAUUGUCAUGUUAUGCAAGGCUGUCUUUAUAAGUCAACCACUGUAUUGUACUCGGCGCAGUUGGUCUAGAGGCGCCGUCGACAACGCCCAACAUUUAUUACUGUUCGCUUCACGAUGUAAUCUUAUCUUAUGUUCAGUUGAGUUGUCAGAAAUAAAUUAUUUGGACCCAGAAUUGGUCUCCGUAUUUAUAUUUCUUUGAGUUUUGUCCUCGUCGAUCCCGGUAGUGUUUAGCAACACAACAUAUGGUGGAAGAUCCGGGUAUUUGAAAAUUGCAACCAUGGCAAGAGUGUGGCGUUGUCGACGGACCACGCCUGGGACCGGCUGUCCUUGCCUAAUUUAGGUAAGUAAAACUGUACAUAGGUGGCGUCGAUAAUUAUGUUGUUUGAUUUUGGUGACUGAGACAGCAAUGCGUAUGUUUUUUUUUCUUUUCCUUCGAUUGUAUUUUGUAAAUUAUUCAUUAGAUCUAUGUGACUGUAGGACUUUUGGUUGUUUUUUUUUUGUAUUGAGAUGACUGAAGUUCAUGCGGACAAGAAAGUCGAGAUGGCGUUUAAAUAUGACUUGUCGUCCGCUAAAAUCAAAUAUACUGGUUCUCCAGAUGAAGAUUUAGAUUCAUUUGUUCAGAAGUACGAAGAAAUUGCAGUGUUGCGAGAUUAUACAGACACAAAGAAGGUGUUGGCUUUCCAAACUUUGAUUGAUGGUCACGCCAGAGUUUUACUAGAAUCGGUACCAUCCACUAAGAAAGACACAAUUGACAAGAUCUAUCGCAUUUUGAAAGAUCAUUUUGAGGGAGAUUCAUGGCGUUGGGGUGUAGAAACAAAGCUACUUUCCCGAAAACAACUCUCUACGGAAUCACUAGAUGAUUAUGCUUGUGACAUUAUGCACUUGUGUAAGCAGCUCAAGAAGUCGGAGUCCGAACAAUUAUCAUUGUUUGUGCGUGGUUUAAUUCCAUCACUUCGGGCUUUUGUAUUCUCUAAGGAGCCUAAGACCUUUCAUGAAGCACUUAACGCGGCCCGUUUGGCUGUUUCUGUUCAACUUACAGCCAACGAAUCCAUACCUAACAAUGUAAAUGUUUUGAAUUCCGGCCAGAUGCUCGAGUCCAAACUAGACACAAUAGCUAGCAUUGUGAAGGAUUUAGCAACUAAGGUAGAGAAUCUGGAACUUAAAACAAAUUCCAGAAGUGCAGUUGAUACGAGGCCUAACAAUGUAACCAGUGGUCAAUUUAGUGUGAAUGAGCCUGGGUAUGCCUAUGAUGAAUCUAGAUCAUUCCAUUGCUAUCGCUGUGGCAGAUUUGGCCACAAGUGGAGAAAGUGCUAUGCUAAAUAUGACGUCAAUGGACAACAGUUAAACUAGCUCCCCCAUCUUUUUGGAGACAAAAGAAGUUGAUUCAGACACUUAAAGGUGGGGCAAAUAAGAGUAGGUCUGAAGAUUGUGACAGAUAUUUACCAUUUAGACGUGUACGAGUAAGUUGUGUUCCCAAUGAUCAAUUCCAGACAACUUUAAAUCAGUCUAAUAGCAUAACUGCAGAGAUAGGCAAUAAGACGAUACAGUGUUUAAUUGACACCGGUGCAGAUAUAAAUGUUAUUGAUCAUGAAUGGUUCCACACUAAUUUUCCGUCUUUAUCCAAAUCAGUGGAAGGAACACCAGUGUCUGAUGUAACAGUUGCCAAUAGCGGUAAUUUACAAAUCACUGAAUUAGUAACUCUACCGAUGGUUAUAGAAAAUGUACCUUUUACCGUCCUAUUCAGAGUAGCUAGGAAUCUCAGUACCAACAUCAUACUGGGUACACAGUUCCUAAGUUUACAUAAAGCAGUUAUUGAUUGUGGGUCUGGUAAACUACACUUGAAAAAGAAAAGUCAGAUAAGAGUGAAAGAAAGACAAGACAUUUCUCCACAUUCACAGUCUGUAAUCUGUGCAAAGCUUUCUGAUCGACAUGCAAUUGGGUCUCCAGGUCUUUGUCAUGGUGGAAGACGCAUUUCAGCCUUGGGUGUAUUGGUUGCAAACACUUUGUCAUCUGUAAUAACCGUUGGUAAUUGUGUAAACCUGCUGGUCAUGAAUGUAACCGACGAACCUGUUGUAUUGUACCCUCGUACUAAGCUAGGCACAUUCUCACCGAUAAAUUCAUACUGUGUUCAUCAGUUUGAUAUAGUUGACGAAAACACUAGUGUCCACGUUAAUAGUGUCCAAUCGGAUCAUCCUAUUGAAGUGCCUGUCGUAAAUGAUCCAACCACUGAUUGUACGAGAAGACAAGAACUGUUUUCUCAAGUUAAUCUGAAUACAGAUCAUCUGACAGUUAAGGAAGUUGAUCAAAUAACUGAUUUACUGUGUGAAUAUUCAGGUAUAUUUCAGUUGGAAGGAGACUCCCCAGGUUUUUAUACAGGUGUUAAGCACGAGAUACACACCGGUGACCAUGCCCCUAUUCGAUCCCGACCUUAUAGAACUUCUCCCCAUAUUCAAGCGGAGAUACGAAAACAGGUAAGCCAUAUGCUUGACAACAACAUCAUUAAUGAGUCCACAAGUAGUUGGAGUUUUCCUGUGUGUAUCGUGCCUAAGGCCGGUAAAAACGAGUAUCGAUUUGCAAUUGAUUUUCGUAAACUCAAUGAAAUUACUGCUAGAGACAAUUUUCCAUUGCCGAAUAUCAAUGAUACCUUGGACAGUUUGGGCUUGGCAAAACCUCAGUAUUUCACCACACUUGACCUUGCUUCUGGAUACUGGCAAAUUGGCCUGGCAGAAGAUGCCAAACCAAAAACAGCAUUUAUUGCUCAAGAUGGACUUUAUGAAUUUCAGCGAAUGCCUUUUGGUCUUCAUAAUGCUCCGUCCACCUUUCAGAGAGCAAUGCAAGAAAUUUUCAGAGGGCUGAACUGGAAAUUUGUCCUCGUUUAUUUGGAUGAUUUGAUUAUUUUCAGUCGAACAUUUGAUGAACAUUUGUCCCAUUUGAGACAAGUCUUUGAUCGUAUUAGAGCAGCUGGAUUGAAGCUCAAACCCAAGAAGUGUACGUUUGGUCAAGAACAAGUGAAAUACCUGGGGCAUAUAGUUAACAAAGAUGGUGUUGCCACAGACCCAGUUAAAGUUCAAAUUAUCAAGGACUAUCCAUGUCCUACUAAAGUGUCAGAAGUACGAUCUUUUCUGGGAUUAGUAGGCUAUUACCGAAAGUACAUAAAAGAUUACUGUAAAAUAGCGGAGCCACUAGUCAAUUUGACACGCAAAGAUACAUCUUUUGUUUGGAGUAAAACGUGUCAAGAUGCAUUUGAAGAACUGAAACAAAAGUUGCAAGAACCACCUGUUCUAGUCUAUCCACGAUUUGAUGGAACCGAGUUCAUUUUACAAACAGAUGCUAGUAAUGUUGGUUUAGGUUUCAUUUUAGCUCAACAGCAAGAUGGUGAAGAAAAGGUGAUUUCUUACGGUGGUAGGACAUUGAGCAAAGCUGAGAGGAAGUACAGCACUACUGAGUUAGAAGCAUUGGCAGUAGUUGAAGAUCUUUUGUACAGACAGUGGCAAGUCUAUGGGAAGAAGACUACUCCUGAACAAGUGGUCACUCAACUGUAUAUUCCGGUAUGUUUUGUUGACAUUGUAUUGAGUAACUGUCAUGAUCAUGUUUUAGCUGCACACUUUGGGCUACAGAAAACGUAUCAUAAAGUACGCCAACGCUACUUCUGGAAGAGCAUGUACCGUGACAUAGAUAACUGGGUACGCUCUUGUCGCUCGUGUUCACAAAGAAAGACACACAGACAUAAAGUUGUAGCCCCACUUGUUACCAUGAUAGUUCCUGACGCAUUCGAAAGAGUCAGUGUGGAUGUAUUGGGCCCUUUGCCAAUUACAACUUUUGGUAAUCGUUAUGUACUUUGUUUUACCGAUCAUUGUACUAGGUGGCCCAUUCUAGUGCCAUUAGCUACUACUAAUGCAGCAACAAUAGCCAGAGCAUUGUUCGAUUAUGUGAUAUGUGAACAUGGUUGCCCAGUAACCUUAUUAAGUGACAGAGGUGCAAAUUUCCUGAGUAACAUUGUUCGUGAGGUUUGUCUCAUUAUGCAGACUCAAAAGCUCAAUACCUCUAGCUAUCACCCACAGUGUAAUGCUGUACAAGAACGUUUCAAUUCUGUAAUUCUGGACACUGUGUCGCAUUAUGUGAAUGAGUUUCAGACAAAUUGGGACCAGUAUAUCACAGCUAUACAGUUUGCCUACCGUUCAACUCCAGCAGAUAACUCAAUUGGGUUUAGUCCAUUCUUCCUACUGUAUGGAAGAGAGGCAAGAUUGCCGUUGGACGUGGCACUCAUUUCCAGACUUGAUUAUCAAGAUAAGACACUGAGAGAUCAUAUACAUAAUUUGGUUUCAAAGUUGGAAGUAUUUCGAGAUGUAUCAAAACGUCGCACAGAAGAAAACCAAGCAAAAAUGAAAGAACGCUAUGAUGAAACCACUAAACAAGUAGAGUAUCAGGUCGGGGAAAUGGCAGACAGCAAAAACAUGGGACUGUUGGGAAGAUGGCGUACCUCUGUGAAUAUCGAAGCCUUGGAAAGAACAGUUCGCCGGGGUGACAUGCUGGAGUUUUGCCGCGGUGUGUACGCACAUUGGGGUUUAUACAUCGGUCAGUACCUCUCAAUGCAACACGCCGUCAUACAUGUCAGUAUACCCGAAGGAGGGGCGCGGUACUCCAUGAAGAAGAUAUCAGGCAGUGGAUUUGCAGCGAGUCAAAGGCCCGAGAUACGAGUUGAUACGAUUGGAGAGAUUCUCGGCGGUUCCGGCAGCAAGAUUCACCGAAGAACACCAGAGGCACAACUUCACACUGCAUCCCUCAUCAGAGAACCCCUUUUGGGGAAGACAUUGUACUCUGACGUCCUGAAGAAACGGACUGCAGCGAACCGAGAUGUCUCGACGAUUUUCCAGAUAGCCAACCAGUUCUACCCGUCCCCGCAUCGGAAACAGCAUCCAACCAACCUCAAUCAACCACAACACCCAACGAUUCAGAUAAAAACUCUCCACACACACUAUCGUGGCCAGGAAUGGAACAAAUAG
Messenger RNA from Patiria miniata (bat star), 5072 nucleotides. RefSeq lists its product as uncharacterized. Gene Ontology annotation, biological process: DNA integration. The transcript is spliced from 4 exons. The record is from RefSeq and is a predicted model, not a curated record. NCBI's taxonomy places the organism in Eukaryota, Metazoa, Echinodermata, Asteroidea, Valvatida, Asterinidae. Gene Ontology annotation, molecular function: nucleic acid binding. Bases 1776 to 5072 code for a protein of 1098 amino acids.